This is a messenger RNA of Brachypodium distachyon (stiff brome), 1727 nucleotides long. Its product is annotated as exosome complex component RRP45A. Lineage: Eukaryota; Viridiplantae; Streptophyta; Magnoliopsida; Poales; Poaceae. The record is from RefSeq and is a predicted model, not a curated record. Gene Ontology annotation, biological process: nuclear mRNA surveillance; nuclear polyadenylation-dependent mRNA catabolic process; exonucleolytic trimming to generate mature 3'-end of 5.8S rRNA from tricistronic rRNA transcript (SSU-rRNA, 5.8S rRNA, LSU-rRNA). The coding region runs from base 109 to 1452 and encodes 447 amino acids. Gene Ontology annotation, cellular component: nuclear exosome (RNase complex); cytoplasmic exosome (RNase complex). The transcript is spliced from 9 exons.
UGCUUUAACGCAAAGCUCUCCCUCAAAAAAACAAAAAAAACCCAAAGCUCUCUCACCUCACCGCGGCUGCGCCUAAAACCCUAGCUCCCGCCGCCGGCGAGCAAAGAGAUGAUGGAUCAGAGGUGGCGUCCGACGGUGAACGAGCGGGAGUUCAUCGAGCAGGCCCUCCAAUCCGACCUCCGCGUCGAUGGCCGCCGCCCCUUCGACUUCCGCAAGCUCAAAAUCGUGUUCGGCAGAGAGGAUGGCUCGGCGGAGGUGGAGCUCGGCGAAACGCGUGUGAUGGGCUACGUGACUGCCCAGCUGGUCCAGCCGUACAAGGACAGGCCUAGCGAGGGGACGCUGGCCAUAUUCACAGAGUUCUCGCCCAUGGCUGAUCCUGCCUUCGAGCCAGGGCGACCUGGGGAAGCAGCGAUUGAGCUGGGCCGUGUCAUUGACCGUGGCCUAAGGGAGAGCCGAGCUGUGGAUAUGGAGUCCCUGUGUGUUGUUGCGGGAAAGCAUGUCUGGUCGUUGCGUGUGGACCUUCACAUUUUGGACAAUGGGGGGAAUCUUAUUGAUGCAGCUAACAUUGCUGCAUUGGCAGCUUUGUCAACAUUCCGGAGGCCUGAAUGCACUGUUGGUGGGGAAGAUGGUCAGCAAGUUACAGUACAUGACCCUGAGGUUAGGGAUCCACUCCCACUAACAAUUCAUCAUCUCCCCAUAGCCGUAACCUUUGCAUAUUUUGGUGACGGUAAUAUCAUGGUUAUCGAUCCAACAUACAAAGAAGAAGCUGUUAUGGGAGGAAGGAUGACAGCUACAAUUAACUCGAAUGGUGAUGUAUGUUCCAUUCAGAAAGCUGGUGGAGAGGGUGUCAUGUCAAGUGUUAUCAUGCAGUGUUUAAGGAUUGCUUCAGUUAAAGCUGCUGAUAUAACAAGCAAAAUAAAGAGCAAGGUUGAAGACUACACCACUACGAAGGCAUUGCAGAAAGUAAAGCGUACUCCAGCCUUAGUGCCUAAAAAAGUUCAUGUCCCUGAUGUAGCUAUGAAGGAGAGCACUGGUGCUUUGGAAAACCAAGCCUCAAAGACAUCCAAUGAUGUUCAGCAGAUAAGCAAAGGUGAUGACGAUCAACAAAAUAUGAAAAGGAAUUUGCCCUUGACUGGGGAUCGAACUGUUAAACACAAACAAACAUCCACAUGCAUUGGUGGCCCAUCAAAUUGGGAUCCAUACUCCAAAGGAGUUUCAUUAAGCUCCCUCAGAAUCUCUCAAUUGCCUGAUCCACCAGCCACAGUGAAGGACAACAAGCAAGAGGAUGUCGAACUAAUGUUAACUGAAUCUAAUCCGGAGGUGAAAAGCACAUCAAAUUCUGGAGCCGCUGGAGAGACAGAUGAGGCCCAGGAGAGCAGAACGCCCAAGAGUUUAAAAGAUGCUGUCAAACCGAAACAUAAAAGAAAGAAGAAACAACAUGGCAAGAGUUAGACUAACUCCAGCUUAGCGUCAAAAUAGCAUGAUGACUGUAGAAACAGCUGAUAACUUUUUUGUUCUGUUUGAUGAUGCACAUGCAGUGUGUCAGUUUGAGACACUUCUCUGACGUUUGAAGUUUUGCCCCAACGAGCAAUAUUGCUCUCUUUUAUUCAGUCAUGACUAUUCUAUAAUCUAUAAUUAUGGAUGUGCUUUGGGGUUUUGUUUGGAUUAUGUCAUGUGUACUAGUACUUGGCAUAUUUUGUACAAGCUGAAGAACAUUAUUCUUGAAA